AUGCCCCAAGCGCCGGCGCCAGAGAAUGGAGGGACGAGUCGCGAUCGAAGCAGGCAGAGGGCCAGGACAGAGGUAGGCGCAAACAAGAGCAUGUGGAACCGCCUGAGCUUCAAUAAGAUUGGGAACUGGCUGAAGCGUGACGAUGACGAACCAUCAUCCCCGACAAAGACUAGGCCUGCGAGCUCCGGACAAAAGGAGAGCGACAGGCCGCACUCAAGCGGAGGGCUGCUGCACAGGAGAGGCAGCAGAAAGGUCGUGCCAGGGCUGCCACGGCCGCUGACGUUCAAGCGCAUGCAGAGCGAGAUGAGAGACAAGCUGCUCGAAGUGCCGCUUGAGCCCGAGCAAAGGCGCGCUACGUCUGCAGACCGCAAGCCCUCCAUUGUCUCGAAACGCAACCCCUCGCCCCCACCCAUAUCCAUACCUUCACAGUCAGCGCCCGACGUCCUGAGCGCACACGAGAGCGAUAUCCACAAAGAAGAGAAGGAAAAAGAGCAACAACAGGUGCAGCCUACAAUAGGCGGUGGACCCGACUCGAACAUACCCGCAGGCGCAAGACAGAUCGAUUACAGCAUCGAGAACCUUCCAGACCCUGAGCCUGCGAGUCUCGCACCACCGAUCGGCCUGGACGACUCGUUCCACGGAUACGCUUCACCUCCCUCGGUCUCUGAUGUCGACGAUGUACGGUUGCAAGAAGAGCUGGAGGCAAAGUGGAUCCUGAACCUCAGCAUGCAUUUCAGAGACAUGUCAGACCGAGAGAAGUUUUUUGUCACCUAUGCAGAAGAACGAAACAAGUGGAGAAGAGUCACCGUCUCUUGCGAUUACCGCAACCUCGAGACGGACUCGCUAGAGUACGACCUCAAGACACUGCACUACCAGCGAGACAAGAGUGCUAGGAUAUACGAGGCGAUUCGCGACUCCUUGCUGGACAUUCAGUUCUACGACACGGUCACAAAUCUGAAGCUCGAGACAGCUGACGGUCGCCUCCACGUUCACGUUACCGAGGAUAUCAACGAGAUUAUUCCCUAUCCCUCGAUCUCAGCGAUUGCGCAUCUCGACUACGAACGUUUCAAAGAGAAGGAGGUGGACUUCGAUUCCCACAUCUCUGGUUUCGUGUACAAGGUUGGAGUGGGAGGCCGCACAUACAUCAAGAAGGAGAUCCCGGGGCCGGAUGCCGUCGAUGAGUUCCUCUAUGAGAUCAAUGCGCUCAGUAGCCUGCAGAACUCAAACUCCGUCAUUCAGUUUGAAGGCGUGAUUGUUGACGAGUCUGGCCAGCUCAUCAAGGGACUGUUGAUCAGCUACGCAAAAGAAGGCGCGCUUGUCGACAUGAUCUACGACUUCAGGAACCAGCUUUCCUGGGAGCGGAGGGAGAAGUGGGCCCGUCAGAUAGUGGAAGGACUCUCAGAGAUCCACGAAGCUGGAUUCGUACAGGGCGACUUCACUUUGUCGAACAUCGUUAUCGACCACAACGACGAUGCAAAGAUCAUCGAUAUCAAUCGUCGCGGGUGCCCGGUAGGCUGGGAGCCACCUGAGUUGGCAAGGCUCAUCGAGAGCGGCCAAAGGAUCUCGAUCUACAUAGGUGUCAAGUCAGAUCUUUUCCAACUAGGCAUGGUGCUCUGGGCGCUUGCGGAGCAACAGGACGAACCAGAACGCCAGGAACGGCCACUGAUCCGGACCUUGAAGCGCCAGGCGAACAUACCCGAGUAUUACAAAGACGUCGUGGGAGCUUGCCUUAGCGACAAGCCACGUGAUCGCCUGUCAGCCAAGGCAUUGUUGACCAGAUUCCCGGAUCCUGUCGAUAUAGAUGACUUCAGACCGAGGAUUGCGGUCAGGGAUAGUCUGUCCUCACACAGAAGUGACAAAGAGUACAUCGACCCCAAGAUGGCUGUUGACCACAACGACAUCAAGCAGCACAACGACAUCAAGCAGCACCACGACCUCAAGCAGCACCACGACCUCAAGCAGCACCACGACCACACGCAUUCGAAAUCGUCGUUUGAGAACGUCAACAGGCCGUCCACAGACUACGUCCCCUCAGCUGGAUCAUACAUCCUACCGCACAGCGAGGUAAGACGUGGCCGAUCAUCCGAUCACGCAAGAAGCCGGAGCAGACACCGACAGAGUGACUACUCGCCAUAUCCUGGUCACCAGUCGAUCAUGUCUCUCGAUGACUCAGAGAUGGAUAACGAUCUGGUGAGCCUACCUGCAAGCCGCGAGACAAGAUGGCAGCAGGUGUAUGUGGAUGGCGACACCAAGCUUGUUCAACGCGGCGGAGGUGAAGCAAGCAUGCACGACUUCGAAGAUCAAGAUGCUAAAGAGAUAUACAUCACGCCUGGAACCCUUGCUAGCUCCUACGUGGGCAGCAAGUCGAGUGAUCAAACGCCACUCAACCAUUCCACGGUUCUCGACGUAUCUCCGAUCCAGUCACCACUGACGCCUUCACACGGCCAGGUCCCUGACCACAACAGAACGGUGGUCAGCAAGCCAUCCUUCAGCGAUUGCAUGCAUCAGCUCGCGCAGAAUCAGACAGAGGAAGUUGUGCCUAACCAACGUCACGACGUAGACGAGCCUCGUCAUGCGCCUGACACAGACUUCCUCGCAGAGCUCGAGCGUGAAUUUGAGUACGACUCAGCACCAAGCUCGCUGGCACCGUCUCGUAUCGGUACCGGCUUUUCUAUAUUCGAUCGUCCAGAGCGCAACUAUAGAGUGGGCACUGGCUUCACCACCUUUUCAGCUGCCACGAACUUCAACUCCCCACUUCGUCAAGACACAGGCUUUGCUGAACCUUCGAAGCAAUCAUUCGACACCGAGCCAAUUCGAAAGAGCAUCGACGAGAGCAUGCGAGACAUACAAACAGCGACGGUGGAGGGACACCGCGUCAACGAGAGACCAUGGGAACCCAAACAAGAUAAAGUGAUUGGCUUUGUUGAAGGUGUGAGAGCACAUGAACUCCGACCAGGGAUCAACGAUCCGAUUGCGCAGCCAUUCGUCACAAAGUCAAAUCAGGCAAAAGCAUCGAGGAACCCGCCGUCAUUUGAAGCGAUCGCACCGAGCCGCAACGACACACGCAACCUCCACCCACCACAAAACAAGUCACUGGAGGAGAAGAUAUCGAACACAACAAUUCGUCCAACUGCUUCCCCUCCAGCUGCCGCACCUCCCCUGGCUCCGGCUCUCGACAACCACAGCCGCGCAUACGGCACGGCAGCACCAUCGAGCAGUGCGGCAACACAACCAUACCACGACACUAAGGCGGUCUUUGAACCAGUCGCCACACCACAGUACGAGCACGAGUAUUUCCAGCGGCUACGUACAAACUCAGACCUCAACAAUAAGAGAUCGCAGGAUCUUGAGGAUUACCUCAGCGUGCACGACAUCGACACGCAUCACGACAUACCCUUACCAGUACAUUGUUUAACUUCUCCUUCGCUGGCUGUGGGGCUUCCAUCUGCGGGUGCAUCCUCCCAUGCUGAAGGCGCUCUAGCCGAAAGCUGGGAGGCGGGGCGCAACGAAAGUACAAUGUCUUUAUUAUCGACAUGUAUCGAGGAAUGUAACUCUCCGACAUGCGAAUACAAUGGAGCUGGAUACCCUUGGGCAGUGAAGCUUGGACAAGGAUCCCGCCAUCUCAGGAACGAAUGUCGUACGCGAAGCUUUCUCGAUUUCCCGGAUGAUGGUGACAGUGGACUUAGUGAAGAUGAAGCAUCAAUCAGGAAUCUGGAACUGGUGGAAUACCCCGAUUCGUUACCUCACGUAAACGCCUCAAGAUCCGUCGUUCCUAUACUGAUAUCGUCACGUCCCUCUUAUGGUAUGCUUCCCAUUAAAGCAGACAGUAUGCGCAAUGGGCCUUUCUGGGAUCUUCGUAGGUUUGCUCCACCUGAAGCAAGCGCCUCAUUCGUCACUGCGCCAUCUACUAUGACGACGAACACAUAUGAUUCGGCUAUAUCGACGUUCAGCUCUAGAGAAGACUCCAUGCCAUUCGCGCUACAUGAAGAUCAUGCAUACGCCAAACUACUGCGGACGCAUAAACUGUGGCCUGUCGGUCCGGACGAAGAGCUUAAUUGGUCCGGAAGAGGCCAACACGCCGACUUUGGACUUCACGAACGACCGCUACUGAACGAGAUUCUUACAUACGAGGAAACUCUCGGCAUUGCAAGCACAGCGACUGUGCAGAGCGUCAAAUGUCGGAGGAUUUUGUUGGCCAGAAAGACGAUUAUUUGCAAUAAGCGACAUAGAAUGACAAGAGCUGAAGCCAUUGGAGAGGUCGCGCAUUUGUCUCGGUUAAAGCAUGCGCACAUUCUUCGCAUGAUUGGAACAUACGUGAUCGGCUUUGAAUUAUCAAUCCUGCUUUACCCAGUCGCGCAAGACAACCUCGCUACUUUCCUCGACUCGAUUCAGGAUGCUGUCGACGCGCCCAGCGCUUUCGAAUCCAGGUCCAUUGUCGUUCGCAAGGUCGAUGCGACUCGGAAAUUCUUUGCAUGUCUAAGCGGAGCUGUGUGCUACAUACACUCGCAACUUACCAAGCACAUGGACAUCAAACCACAGAACAUACUCGUUCGAGAAGGCCUGGAUCGAAGGUUCCAGAUAUACAUUGGCGACUUCGGCGUCGCGCGAUCCUACCAGGACACACAAGACAUCGUGACUGAUGGGCCAACGUCAUUUACUCGCAAGUAUGCAGCGCCAGAAGUCUUACAGCAGGAUCUACGUGGAUUGUCCGCAGAUAUAUUCUCACUAGGAUGCGUCUUUAUUGAGAUGAUAGAGACUGUGCAAUACUUUUAUACCUGCGCGGAUCAGAAAAAUAACCCGCCAGCAGAGCACAACCGGCUCGCCCAACAGCUCAUACAGUCGCGCGAAAUCACAUCGUACGAAGCGAGCAUCGAUUCGAUGCAACAGCACCUGAAAAAUCUAUUCCAGCAACGGGAGAAAAGCAGCGGUCGAUCGAAACCGUCACCGUGUCACUCAUGGCCAGCUGUCAUCUCCGACGGCGAAAGAUUCCUAGUAGAAGAGAAGACUUUGACAAACCGGAUGACACGAUUGAUUGCCUGCAUGAUCCAUGUCAUUCCCGAGAAUCGCCCGGUCGCAGAGGAAUUGCAGGCGUAUCUGGGCGUGCUGUCCUGCUGCAGAGCAGGGCAGGUCUCAUUAGAGGCCCAACAAGACGCCAUGGCCGAAUGA
This is a messenger RNA of Didymella exigua CBS 183.55, 5166 nucleotides long. Its product is annotated as kinase-like protein. Gene Ontology annotation, molecular function: ATP binding; protein serine/threonine kinase activity. Bases 1 to 5166 code for a protein of 1721 amino acids. Gene Ontology annotation, biological process: mitotic DNA damage checkpoint signaling; protein phosphorylation. Gene Ontology annotation, cellular component: nucleus; cytoplasm. The record is from RefSeq and is a predicted model, not a curated record. The transcript is spliced from 5 exons. Lineage: Eukaryota; Fungi; Ascomycota; Dothideomycetes; Pleosporales; Didymellaceae.